Momordica charantia (bitter melon) is the source of this 2220-nucleotide messenger RNA. RefSeq names its product cleavage stimulating factor 64 (gene CSTF64). Gene Ontology annotation, cellular component: mRNA cleavage and polyadenylation specificity factor complex. The record is from RefSeq and is a predicted model, not a curated record. Gene Ontology annotation, molecular function: mRNA binding. Lineage: Eukaryota; Viridiplantae; Streptophyta; Magnoliopsida; Cucurbitales; Cucurbitaceae. Gene Ontology annotation, biological process: mRNA 3'-end processing.
UUAACACUUACAGAAAGAGGGGCGACCUCUGGAAUUAAAUCUGGAACAGGAUCUUCUCGGAGCGCUUCCUUCUUCCUCGCCGUCGCCGUGUUUUGUUCGUAAUCUUCAAACUCUCGUUCGAUUUCUCCACAAAUCUUUGUUUCUCGAGCACGAACCGCCGCUCAGUUACGAACUCAAUUGAUCUGCGUUCAAUCUGCGGAGCUUCUGUGCAGUUAGACCUACACAGCAUUAGUUGUAGGAGGAUAAGUUAAAAGUAUGCUGAGGAGGAAGAAGAUGAAGCACUGCUUCACCUUCUUCUUCUUCUUCUGUUGAUUCAUGGCCUCCUCUCAGCACCGCUGUGUUUUCGUUGGCAAUAUACCAUACGAUGCUACUGAAGAGCAGCUAAUAGAAAUCUGCCAAGAAGUUGGGCCCGUAGUGUCUUUCAGAUUAGUUAUCGACAGAGAAACUGGAAAACCGAAAGGCUACGGGUUUUGUGAGUACAAGGAUGAAGAAACAGCUUUGAGUGCUCGUCGUAAUCUUCAAGGUUAUGAAAUUAAUGGUCGGCAGUUAAGAGUUGAUUUUGCUGAGAAUGACAAGGGUUCGGACAGAAAUAGAGAACAGGGUCGUGGUGGACCUGGUUUGGUUGCAAAUGCUGGCGGCCCAACAGCCCAUGGGGAAUCCAGUCAACAUCAACCAAUUGGUCUUCAUAUAGCAAUAACUGCUGCAGCCGUCAUGGCAGGAGCCCUUGGUGGUGCACAAACUGCUACUAAUCAGAAUAUUUUGCAGAGUGCAGCAAUGCCCAAUGAUCCUUUAACUUUACAUCUGGCUAAACUUUCUAGGAGUCAGCUUACUGAAAUUAUGUCGGGGCUGAAGGUAAUGGCUACACAAAACAAGGAUCUGGCUCGUCAGCUAUUGUUGGCAAGACCACAAUUGGCAAAAGCUCUUUUCCAGUCACAGAUAAUGCUUGGAAUGGUCACACCACAAGUGUUGCAGAAGCCUAAUUUACGGCAACCUUCUACUCAUCCUCAGCUUCCUUCGCAAGACAUUCAGCAGGGUCAGCCAUCAUCUCUUCAAAUUCAACCAGGGCUGCCCCCUCUUGCACCUAACAGGAUGCAGACUGGUUUUGUACCUAAAGUUAAAGAAACUCAAAUAUCUCUCCCGCCUCAAAAUCCUUUGGCACAUCAGUUUUCUGCAUCCCAACGGCCUCCACUCCAGUCUCAAAUUCAGCUAUCACAUGCUCUACAAGGCACUUUGACUGGGAUGCCUGGAACCUCAUCACUUCCUUCCAUAAAUUUGCAGGGAAAUUUACCUGUUAGGCAACAGGUUCAGGUGCCCACCUCCUCUUCUUUAAAGCAGCACAUGCGUCCCCCUUCUCAACAAUAUUCAGGGCAUGGUGGAGCUGUAAUUCCAGCGCAUAAUGCUCAGAUUGCUAAUCCAGAAGCUAGACCUUCUCUUUUGCCUCACCCUUCCUUGUCAGAUGCAGACUUUCAGCCCGGCCCCUCCACAGCUUACAGUGCAUCUCAGAUAGUGGGCAGUGAUGUUGAUAAACCUUCUCGAGGUCCUCUUGGUGUAGAUGGUAAAAAAACUAGCUUUUCAGGAACAAUCAAUCGCCCUGUAAAGCAGAUGAGACUAGAGGAUGGGAAAGGCAGCUCUUUCUCAGCUGGAGGCCUGAGUGCAUCAGUAGAUACCAACGGAUCUGGACAACUUGGAGUUGCUUCAGAUCCCCGUUUGGCGCCAAACUCUGAGAAACCAACUGCGAUGCUUCCUCGCGACGUCGAGUCUGCACUACUGCAACAAGUUUUGAAUCUAACUCCCGAACAGCUUAACUCAUUGCCACUCGAACAAAGACAGCAAGUUAUUCAACUCCAGCAAGCACUUCGCAGAGAUCAAAUUCGGCCAUCCUAGAAAGAGGAUUGCAGCUGAUCAAUGCUCUGCUCAGCUCCGCUCCGGGCAACCGAUGCUGGCAGGUACCAGAUUCAGCUUUAGUAGAUUGUAAAUUAUUCGGGUCCAGAAAGAUUCAGCGACAGUUUAAACACCUGUAAAAUUAUUGCUUACCGGACGGGUCGAAGGCAACGGGUCCUGCCAACCCAUAUGAGCUUCUUCAUAACAACAACAUUCAUGUAAGGUUUACAAGUUUGUGAUUUAUAGUGAUAAUGCCUGAAUAAUAUCAAAUGAAGAAAGGGGGGAAAAUCCAACGGUGGAGGAAUUUUGAUUUUUUAGGAUCUCUCUUUUUGGCCGCUA